Hyphopichia burtonii NRRL Y-1933 is the source of this 1505-nucleotide messenger RNA. RefSeq names its product type I HSP40 co-chaperone (gene YDJ1). Gene Ontology annotation, biological process: response to heat; protein refolding. Lineage: Eukaryota; Fungi; Ascomycota; Pichiomycetes; Serinales; Debaryomycetaceae. The transcript has a single exon. The record is from RefSeq and is a predicted model, not a curated record. Gene Ontology annotation, molecular function: Hsp70 protein binding; ATP binding. Gene Ontology annotation, cellular component: nucleus; cytosol; cytoplasm. Bases 197 to 1417 code for a protein of 406 amino acids.
AGCGGGAAUUCAAACCUAUAUCCACAGUCGAAUCACAUAAGUUUGUUGUAGUUUGAGAUACUACCAUUGCAGUUGGUUCCUAAUAUAAAUCAUUGAUUAAUAGAUUUAGAAAAUUCCUGAUCUAGAUAUUAUACAGAUAAAUACGGGCUUGUAUUAUAGUUUUCACGGCAUUUGAUUGGAACAUAUAUAUAACAGAAUGGUUAAAGAUACUAAGUUUUACGAUCUUUUGGGAGUUUCCCCAUCAGCAUCAGACACUGAAUUGAAAAAAGCUUAUAGAAAAUCGGCUUUAAAAUACCAUCCAGAUAAAAACCCAUCUCCAGAAGCCGCUGAAAAAUUCAAAGAAUUAUCUCACGCCUAUGAAGUUCUUAGUGAUGAACAAAAGAGAGAAAUGUAUGAUUCUUAUGGUGAAGAAGGUUUAAGUGGUGCUGGUGGAAUGGGAGGUGGAAUGGGUGCAGAAGAUAUCUUUUCACAAUUCUUCGGUGGUGGUUUUGGAGGUAUGGGCGGUGGUGCCUCCAGAGGUCCUGCUAGAGGAAAAGAUAUCAAGCAUUCUAUUUCUUGUACUUUGGAAGAAUUAUAUAAAGGUAGAACUGCUAAAUUGGCUCUUAACAAGACUAUUUUAUGUAAAACUUGUGAAGGUCGUGGUGGUAAAGAAGGUAAAAUUAAACAAUGUUCUAGUUGUCAUGGUCAAGGUAUGAAAUUUGUCACUAGACAAAUGGGUCCUAUGAUUCAAAGAUUCCAAACUGUUUGUGAGGUUUGUAAUGGUAGUGGUGAUAUUUGUGAUCCAAAGGAUAGAUGUACUUCUUGUAAAGGUAAGAAAACUCAAAAUGAACGUAAAAUCUUACAAGUUAAUAUUGAUCCUGGUAUGAAAGAUGGUCAAAGAAUUGUCUUUUCUGGCGAAGGUGAUCAAGAACCUGGUGUUACUCCUGGUGAUGUUGUCUUUGUCGUUGAUGAAAGACCUCAUGAUAAAUUCACUAGAAAAGGUAAUGAUUUACACUAUGAAGCUGAAGUUGAUUUAUUAACUGCUUUGGCCGGUGGUGAAAUUGGGUUUAAACAUGUUUCGGGUGAUUUCGUUAAAGCUACUAUCUUACCGGGUGAAAUUAUUUCUCCUGGUGUUACUAAAGUUAUUGAAAAUCAAGGUAUGCCAGUUAAUAGACAAAGUAGUAAAGGUAACUUGUUUGUUAAAUUCACCGUUAAAUUCCCAGCAAACCACUUUACCUCUGAAGAAAAUUUGAAAAAAUUAGAAGAUAUCUUACCUCCAAGAAAAACUCUUAGUGUUCCAAAAGGUAGUGAAAUUGAUGAAGUUGAUUUAGUUGAUUUUGAUCCAUACAGACAUCAAUCUAGCUCUAGACGUGAUGCUUAUGAUUCUGAAGAUGAAGAAGGUGGCGCUGGUCCAGGUGUUCAAUGUGCUUCCCAAUAGAUGAAGUAUUCUAUAUUCCUUUUCCUUUUCUGCUGUUAGUUUGUUUGUAUAUCAUUUAAUACAUUCUAAUAAAUAUUUAAUCUUGUGA